This is a messenger RNA of Oncorhynchus gorbuscha (pink salmon), 1801 nucleotides long. RefSeq names its product serine/threonine-protein kinase ULK4-like. Lineage: Eukaryota; Metazoa; Chordata; Actinopteri; Salmoniformes; Salmonidae. The annotation marks the transcript as partial. Gene Ontology annotation, biological process: protein phosphorylation. Gene Ontology annotation, molecular function: protein kinase activity; ATP binding. The transcript has 15 exons. The record is from RefSeq and is a predicted model, not a curated record.
GUGUUUGGUUCAGUUAAACGUUAAGAAAGCUUGAAUGUAAUCAGAUCACAAUGUAAUCAGAUCACAAUCUGCUUUGUAUAAGAAAGCUUAUUAAACCCUGCCUCCAGACACACGGCUUCGAUUUUUCAUCUGGAUUUAAGGAGGGAGAGAAAUGGAAUCAGAAUGUCACAUCACAUUCUACUGAACUAGAAGCUGGGGAACUCUCGUGCACAUAAAGUAACCUGUCAAAAUGUCGAUGGAGAACUUCAUCCUGUAUGAGGAAAUUGGAACAGGACCCAAGUCAGUGGUUUAUAAGGGGAGGAGGAAAGGGAGCAUCAAUUUUGUUGCAAUUAUUUGCAGUGACAAGUCAAAAAGACAUGAAAUUACUAACCGCGUACGGCUAACUCAUGACAUUAAACAUGAGAAUGUGGUAACCUUCUAUGAGUGGUAUGAAACCAGCAACCAUCUUUGGCUUGUAGUGGAACUGUGCACAGGGGGUUCACUGGAGUCAGUCAUCACCCAGGAUGAGUGCCUGUCAGAAGAUGUAGUGAGGGAAUUUGCCAUCGAUCUGGUCAAAGGCUUGAGAUACAUCCAUGAUGCUGGUAUCGUGUUCUCUGACCUCACUCCCUCCAAGAUCUUGUUGGAUGGCCCUGGCACUUUGAAGUACUCUAACUUCUGCCUGUCUAAAGCUGAGGGGGAGAAUCUGGAGGAGUUUUUUGCUUUAGUCACAGCAGAGGAAACCGGUGGAGGGGAUGGCAAAGAAAACACAUCAAGAAGAAAUAUCAAGAGCAGAAUCCAAGGGUCUCCAAUAUACUGUGCACCAGAGGUGGUCAAAGGGGGGGACCACAGUAUCAGUAGUGAUCUGUGGGCCCUGGGCUGUAUAUUCUAUGAGAUGUUUUCAGGAAAACCACCAUUCUUCUCCGAGACGUUUUCUGAGUUGAUUGAGCUGAUAUUACUUCAGGAUCCUCAAUCUCCAAGGCAAACGGGGGCUUCUUCCUGCAAGCCUACACAAGAGUUCCAAAGCCUGCUUCAAGGUUUGCUUCAGAAAGACCCUCAGAAGAGGAUAAACUGGACUCAGUUACUGGUCCACCCAUUCUGGAGAGGAGUGUUCUCUGAGGUCCACACCAGCGAGGAGGAGGAGGAGGAAGAAGAAGAUGUCUCAUUCAGCUCCAGUGUGGGGAGGAGUGGUGUCUGUGCCUCUAGCCAGUCAUCAGCAGUGACACCUGUCUCAGCGACCUCCCAGGGACCAGGAGGGGGAUACAGAGGGGUACAGGGAGGGGCCGCAGGGGCAGAGGAGCCUGUCCGCAUGCACCCCAACAAAUCAUUCCGAUUAGACAAAAUGACAGAGCUUAGACCAAAGAGUGCACUGGACAAAGAUACCAGGGAGUCCAUAUUCCUCCUCAGCUCUCGUCCAACUCCAAGAAUGAGUUGCACUGCAAGAGAUCCACCCAACAGGACACCAUUACCUCAAGACAGUGUGGUGGCCAGUGGUCUGAAUGACAUCAGUUACUGUAUAAAGGACCUGGUGUACACUGACUCUGACCUGGCAGUCACACCUAUUAUGGACAACCCAAAGAUUCUGAAGACCGCUCCAGUGCGAUAUGACCUGAAGACCUUGUGUGUCCGAGCAUACUCAGAUGAGAAGCUGUCCUGUCUGAGCUCUGAGGACUGGAGGGUGUUUCUGCAGCAGCUGUGCUCUUCUCUGGAGGCCCAGGCUGAUAAGACCACGGCGGCGGUCCGCUCUAAACUCAACCUCCUCUGCUAUCUGUGUACCAUAGCUGCCCACAAGGACACAGCUACCAGGCUUAUCAACUCCGAGCUG